CCACCCAUAGUGGAGUGGGUGAGUCCAAGUUCACAUUCCCUUUCCUCUCAUACUCGCGAGUCUCCACCUCACUUCGUCUCGCGGCCACUUCCACUCGAGUGGAUUAAUGCUUGGCCCUGGACCUCCUAGCCUCGCCCGCCAUGCAGAACAACCACACUAAGGAGCACCUCUACAAGAUCCUGGUCAUAGGAGACCUGGGCGUAGGCAAGACCAGCAUCAUCAAGCGCUAUGUGCACCACAAUUUCAGCCCAAAUUACAGAGCUACCAUCGGGGUAGACUUUGCCCUCAAAGUGCUCAACUUGGACCAGGAGACCGUACGUCUUCAGCUGUGGGACAUCGCAGGACAGGAGAGAUUUGGUAACAUGACCCGCGUAUACUACCGCGAGGCAAUGGGUGCCUUCAUCGUGUUUGACGUGACAAGGCCCGCCUCAUUUGAGGCAGUCACCAAAUGGAAGGAGGACUUGGACUCCAAAGUGACAUUAGCCAAUGGGAAGCAUGUGGCCACGGUGCUCCUGGCUAACAAAUGUGACCAAGGACGGGAUGUACUCACCAAUAAUGGAAUAAAGAUGGAGCAGUUCUGCCAGGAGAAUGGCUUUGUCGGGUGGUUUGAGACAUCUGCUAAGGAAAACAUCAACAUUGACGAGGCAGCGAACUGUUUGGUGAAACACAUCAUCUCCAGUGAGAACGACAUGCUCCAGUCAGAGGUCCCGGACACCAUCACUCCCCAGUUAGAGACAGACAGAGGCGGGACAUGCUCGUCCUGCUUCAGAUCGCAGUAAUGGCUCCUGGCGCAUGGGCAUCCUUGUGUAUGUCAUUCCACACAAAGUUGGUCAGUGUCUGGAGGCAGAGCUUGUUAAUUUUGAGGGAGAAUGUCUUUCCCCUUAGACAGCUCAUCUUGGCUGCAGAAGGGCGAGCACUGAAGGAAUGAACGAAAUGAAGAAAAGAAAGAACAAUAGACGAGGCUGCGCGUGCCUGUCAAAGACAAGGUCACUCGUGUCUUUAGCGCUCCCAAUUCUGUAACCAUGGAGACGCAGUUACUCAAUGACCACAUGCACAGAGCGAUUGCAGCAAGUGAAACAAAAUCUCUGCUAAAGGUUCAGAUCUUGAAUACAUGUUGGCUGUCACUUAUGACCUUUCCGUUGUUGUCUUCUGCCCACUCUUUGGUUUUCUUUAUUUCUUCUCUAUCGCCUUUCUAAUGACUACAAACAGAGUAUUCCCUUUUUUCUCAGCAAUAAUCCAAAGCAGCGCUCUUUCAUAUUCAACAAAACCACAGUUGAUAUUAAGUAAUAUAUUCUCUCACAUUUUGAGAAGAGGCUGCUGUCCUCCUGCGUCACUGCCCACUGUAUCAAGCUACUAAAACCCAUCAAACGUGCAAUUAACGUGGCCUUUUUCAUAAUGUAGUUUACCCACUGACCAAAUAUUUUAUUUAUUAAUGCAAUUAGAAGAUUAUAAAAUCGUUCAUAAUAUUUUUAUACUCUGGAUAGAUUUGAACAUGCUUCCAAAAUUUAACAAACAAAUGCAUGCUGUUUUUCAAGUGCAAGAAAGAUUAACAAGCUAAAUAAAUGUACAGUGGUAUGAAAAAGUAUCUGAACCUUUUGAAAUGUAUCACUUUUCUGCAUAAAAUCACCAUCAAAUGUGACACACACACCCCACCCCCUGGCAGCAAUAACUUCAACCAGAUCAAAUGCAGAUUAGUCUGCCAUAUCGAUCAGGACUAAUCUUGGCCCAUUCUUCUCCACAAAACUGCUGUAGUUAAGUCAGAUUCCUGGGAUGUCUGGCAUGAAUUGUUAUCUUUCGGUCAUGCCACAGCAUCUCAAUGUGGUUCAAGUCUGGACUUUGACUUGGCCACUCCAGAACGUGUAUUUUGUUCUUCUGAAACCAUUCUGAAGUUGAUUUACUUCUGUGUUUUGGAUCAGUGUCUUGUUGCAGACUCCAUCCUCUUUUUAGCCUCAACUGUCUGACAGACAGCCUCAGGUUUUCCUGCAAAACAUCCAGAUAAAGUUAUAAAUUCACUCUACAUUAAUGAUUGCAAGUUGUCCAGCCCCUGAGGCAGCAAAACAGCCCCAAAUCAUGAUGCUCCUUCCACCUUGCUUCACGGUGGGGAUGAGUUCUUGAUUUUGAUGAGCUGUUCCAUUUUUCCUCCACACAUGACUUUGUGUUUUACUCCCAAACAAUUCAACUUUAGUUUCAUCAGUCCACAAAAUAUUUUGCCAAAACGUCUGUGGAGUGUCCAAGUGCUUUUUUGCGAACAUUAAACGAGCAACAAGGUUUUUUUUAGACAGUAGUAGCUUCCUCCAUGGAGUCCUCCCAUGAACACCAUUCUUGGCCAUAGUUUUACAUAUAGUUGAUGUGUGCACAGAGGUAUUGGACUGCACCAGGAAUUUCUGUAAGUCUUUAGCAGACACGCUAGGGUUCUUUUUUACGUCUCUGAGUAAUCUGAGCUGAACUCUUGUUGACAUCUUUGGUGGACGGCCACUCCUUAAGAGAGAAGUAACAGUGCCAAACUCUCUCCAUUUGUAGACAACUUCCCUGACUGUCGAUUGAUGAACAUCCAGACUUUUAGAGAUGGUUUUGUAUCCUUUCCCAGUUUUAUACAAAUGGUAAAUGGUGUUAUACUUGUAUAAAUCAACAAUCCUUGAUCACAGAUCUUCAGACAGCUCUUUUGAUCGAGCAAUGGUGCACAUCAGACAAUGCUUCUCAUCAAGACAUUUCUUACCAGGUGUGUGUUUUACGGUGCGCAGAGCAGCUUUAAACCACUCAUCAGUGAUUGGGCACACACCUGACUUAAAGUGUUUGGUAAAAAUUGGUUUCAAUUGCCCUUUAAGUCUCCUUAGGCAGAGGGAUCACUUACUUAUUUUUCCCGCUUUUGUCAUUGUUUGCAUACUAUCCUCAUUAAAACAUAAAAACCUAUAAAUGUUUGGGUGGUUUUAGUUAAAGCAGACACAGUAUCUUCAUCUGUGUGAUUUUGACAAAGAUCACAUUUGAUGGUGAUUUUAUGCAGAAAUGUGAGAGAUUUCAAAAGGUUCAGAUACUUUUUCAUACCACUGUAUUUUACCGGUAGUUUUGAUCUGCUGUUUCACAAUACACAGUAUACUGUAAAUAUUUUAUUUGAUAUUGUAAUAUUUGUAAUUAUGUGACGAAUAUACAUCGCUACAAAUAUGUACAUAUUAUAUUUAGACAACCAAAAAGAA
Molecule: messenger RNA, 3191 nt
Organism: Corythoichthys intestinalis (scribbled pipefish)
Lineage: Eukaryota; Metazoa; Chordata; Actinopteri; Syngnathiformes; Syngnathidae
Gene: rab38a
Product: RAB38a, member RAS oncogene family
Exons: 3
Coding region: 141-779 (212 amino acids)
Biological process (GO): phagosome-lysosome fusion; endosome to lysosome transport
Cellular component (GO): lysosome; late endosome; trans-Golgi network
Molecular function (GO): GTPase activity; GTP binding
Source: RefSeq, a predicted model, not a curated record